Macrosiphum euphorbiae (potato aphid) is the source of this 549-nucleotide messenger RNA. Lineage: Eukaryota; Metazoa; Arthropoda; Insecta; Hemiptera; Aphididae. The record is from the annotation of a GenBank genome assembly.
AUGACUCAUAUUGUUGUCAGAGAUAUUGUGGAUAAUGUGUUAAUUGCUGAUAUUUUUAGUAUAAUUGUUGAUGAAACACAAGAUUUAUCAAGGCACAAACAAGUUGCAAUUAUUUUAAGGUAUGUUAAUAAUGAUUUUUCCCCAAUUGAAGCUUUUUUAGGAUUUUAUAAAGUUGAGAGUACUGAUGGUUUAACACUUUCUUUAUUAACAAAAAAUGUUCUUAUUUCUAAUGGAUUACAACUUGAGUGUUUAAGAGGACAAUGCUACGAUUUAGCAGUAUCCAUGCGAGGUGCUUACAAAGGAGUCCAGUCAAGAAUCAAGGAAGAAAAUCCUUUGGCUUUGUAUGUUCAUUGUAAUGCACACAUACUUAACUUAUGUCUUGUUGAUCUAUCUAAACAAAUAUCUCAUGUAAAAAAUGUAUUUGGUACUUUAAGCACUUUACAUAAUUACAUUAAUACUUCAUCUAAAAGACAAGCUGUAUUUGACAAUAUGCGUUCAAAGUUAAAUAUGAAAAUGGGUGAUGGGCCAUCUACUUUGAAAAAGUCUUAG